UAGAUUGAAAGCAUUCAAACCUUCUUAAUCAGCAAAAUUAUUCAAGCUAUUUAAAUAAAAUGAAGACGAUUUUAUUCAUUGCUCUUAUUGCAGCCAGCACCUUUGCCGCUCCUUCGAACGAUUCAAAAAUGAGUAAAGAACAAAAACAAUUCUACGAAGAAUGUUUGGAAAAAUCCGGUUUACCUGAAACCGAUGCCAAAUCUUUCAGAAACAAAUCGCCUGAUGCAAUCUUAUCAGGAAAAGAGCAAAAAUUCGUUUGCUGUGUCUCUGAACCGAUGAUUAAAAAUGGUGAACUGGAUAUGGAAAUAGUGAAAGGUAUUGUUAAACAACACGGCAAUCGCAACAUUGAUGUCAAUUCAGCUGUAAAAUCGUGCGAAUCGAAAGGUUUUAAUUCAAGCAAUUUGGAAUCGUCGGGUCCAUCAUGUGCACAUACUGCACAGUUCGCUCAUUGCGUCUUUUCAAACUUACGCAAAUCCAAUGAAGAUAAUAAAUCAUAUUAAGUUUUUAAUUUGAACGAAAUUCACACACACAGCACACAAACGUCCAUUGUAAUACAGAAAAAACGAGCAAAAUAAAAUUUAAUGGAAAAUAAUGUA
Contarinia nasturtii (swede midge) is the source of this 596-nucleotide messenger RNA. RefSeq lists its product as uncharacterized. NCBI's taxonomy places the organism in Eukaryota, Metazoa, Arthropoda, Insecta, Diptera, Cecidomyiidae. Bases 60 to 500 code for a protein of 146 amino acids. Gene Ontology annotation, molecular function: odorant binding. The transcript has 4 exons. The record is from RefSeq and is a predicted model, not a curated record.